AAAUCAAAUCUUGGAUCUUGAUUUGAAAUGUAUGGGUUUUUGGUGAAUCAUUUGUGAAAAUAAUGAUAAACUGUUUUCAGUGAGGACCCACGAAUAGGCUUGCAAACAAACGGCCGUUACGUUCAAUCUGAUGGAAGAUUUUAAUUUAUUUUUAUUUUUGAGUUGCUAAUUACUUAAUUUGUUAACGAUUGAGGUCUUUGUUAUUUCUUUGGUUUAAGAGUUAAUUAUCAAAUGAAAGAGCUUUAAAAUUAUAAAAUGAGCGAACGUUCGUGAAAGUGAAUUAAUUGAUAAUUAACCAAUUUUUAAGUAAAGCUAAUUGAAUGAGAAUGUGCACGUCGGAAGUUAAUACAUACAUAAUAUGCUCUCAAAAAAAAAUUCCAUACAUAAUACACUUACCCAUAUAUUUAUUAAUUUAUGGAAGCAUUUCUAAUGAUUGUUAAGACUAACAAUGGCAUCAUUUUAUUUAUACUUUAUUAAAACAAACAGUGUCUAAUCAGAUGAAUCUAUCAUUGCAUAAACAUAAAAAGUUUGAGAUUUUAACUAUAUAACGUAUAUGGUUUUAAUUUCUAUAGGAAGUUUGAAAAACUUUGAUAAAAAUUCAUACAAUCAUUUCAAAAUUCAAACCAUCUGUCAUCUCUUGCAGAUUCUAGUGCUGUAAUAAUGCAAUACUCAGAAAAUUCCAAAGAUAUAAUUUGGGAAUUCAGGCAUAGAUUUGCUCCUGUGAUUCCUGUGCAGUAGAUGCCAAUGAGCACCAUGGCCCAUUAUCUAUAAAGAUGUAUGCAGAAAAGGUUUCAAUCAAAGCAAGAAUAUGCAGUUUGAAUUGCCUGCCCACAUUUCAAAAGCACCUUUCACCCAUCAGAAAAAACAUUCAACUUUUUUGGACUAGUAUUAAACUACAAGUAACAAGUGUUCCACUCCACUCUCAAACCAAGCACAAAUACUUUUUAUAAUUUUUUUCAAAAAAACCAAGAAUCAAGAUCCUAAUUAAUCUCAGCUCAGAGCCUCAACUACAGCAUCCAUGGCUGAUUUCAAGCCUCAACUCGGCCACCGUGAUACGAACACGAGACGAUUUUCCGCAUCAAAUUGGAAGAGCUUCAGAGAAGAUGAAAGGUCGACAUUAAGAUCAAGUACAACAAUUUCUAGCACUGUUUCAUCUCCUGGAUAUACCACUUCAGAGAAAAUCGAUCCUUCUACAUAUUCAUUCACAGCAGCCCUCAAAGCGUUGCAGACACGAAGCAUGUGGUCGUCGGAGAGAGUAAUUCUGCACUCGAAAUGGAGCGAUGCUGAGAAAUACAUAUCGAAUCCGGUGUCAGGCCAAGUGCCAUUGGAAUGUCUAUCGGCGAGAAACAGAAUCACUAUUUCUGCUCCAAUCAUCUUACACCAUAAACUCAAUAUCACAAUCCAAGAGAAGAACAAGUCCGCCGUCACUAGAGAUGUCGGAACACAGAGCGUGCCAAGUGCGCCGCCGACUCCUUCAAUUCAAGAAAGACGCAGUGAAGCAGAAUCAUCCGUAGAUUCCUCUCUUUCUACUCAGAAAGACGGACCACAACUAAAGGUGGAGAGAGAAAGAAAUGAGAAAGAAGGUUUAAAUAGAAAAGAAGGAAGAGAGAGAAAGAAGAUGGUGAGGAUGAUGUGCAGCCAAGGAGUAGGAAGAAGAGGAUGUCUGCAGCCAUUAAAGGGUUUGUGGCAGAGGAGAAACAAGUGCAAUUGCAAACCCAGAAAAAACAUCAAUCCUUCCUCAUCACCAACCUUACUUUAUCAUAUCAAUGCUUGUUAUGAUGUUUAAUUUUUUUUUUUUUUUUCAAUUACAUACAAAUUAGACUAUCUCAUCCUAAGUUAAUUUGCUUUUAUAUGGAGUAAGAAACUUUUU
Molecule: messenger RNA, 1870 nt
Organism: Salvia miltiorrhiza (redroot sage)
Lineage: Eukaryota; Viridiplantae; Streptophyta; Magnoliopsida; Lamiales; Lamiaceae
Exons: 5
Coding region: 1019-1786 (255 amino acids)
Source: RefSeq, a predicted model, not a curated record